This is a messenger RNA of Hydractinia symbiolongicarpus, 1546 nucleotides long. RefSeq names its product ubiquinone biosynthesis O-methyltransferase-like. The record is from RefSeq and is a predicted model, not a curated record. Gene Ontology annotation, molecular function: 2-methoxy-6-polyprenyl-1,4-benzoquinol methyltransferase activity. Lineage: Eukaryota; Metazoa; Cnidaria; Hydrozoa; Anthoathecata; Hydractiniidae. Bases 584 to 1546 code for a protein of 320 amino acids. The transcript is spliced from 8 exons. Gene Ontology annotation, biological process: ubiquinone biosynthetic process.
UUUUUGCCAUAAGAAUAAUAGAAGUAGCUAGAAAGCAUUCUUCUUUAGGUAAGAAAGAACGAGCUGUGUGGACUCAAUCUCUAUAUUAGAACUCACGACUAUAAUGAAAAGAAUGAAAUUAUAAACACUAUAGUGAACAAAUUAACACCAACUUGUUAUCAACUGUGAGUUUUUAUUUAAUAUUGUACACAUUUGUUAGUUUUACAUACUUGCUAAAUUAAAUUAAAGCCAAAACCUAAUAUGAGACCAGUUUUAUUUUACUACUAAGGAAAGGGACAGUUAUAUGACUACCUUCAAAUUUCAAAGGGAAGGUUGGUUGAUGGAGGAUUAACAAUUUCAGAGGACCUAGGAACCACUUUAUACUAUAUUCAUAUAAGGUACUACAAAUUCUUGAAUAAAUACUCAUUCUAUGCCAAAAACUGCCUUUGAAUUUAAAAAAGUUUUUAUUCCCAUUUGCUCAAACUAAAAACAGGUACAAUUUUUUAGAUUGUUAUAAUAAAUCCGUUUUAUUUAUGAUUUUUUUCAUGUUGUUUGAAAGCGAUAUAAAUUAUGCUGGAUAAUAAUAGAGAAUUAAAUUAUCCAAAUGUUUCUUUCUUUUCAAUGCGAAGAUGGAUUAUCUGUAUCUUCAAAAGAAAUGCAUGAGUUUCAAAAGCAUGUAACUGAGUGGUGGAGGCCUGGUGGACAGUAUGCUGGUUUGCGAUCUUUAAAUAAGCUACGAGUUCCAUUGAUUAAAAAGUUGCUUCUAUCCAACGCUAAAGUAAAACAGAGCCAACCUUUGUCGGGUUAUCGGGUUUUAGAUGUUGGUUGUGGUGGAGGCAUUUUAGCAGAGCCUAUUGCUCGGUUGGGUGCAAAUGUUUUGGGAAUAGAUCCAUUACAAGACAGUAUUGAUGAAGCUAAACAUCAUGCUUUGAAAGACCCUGAUUUAGCAACGCUAAGUUAUGAAUGUUCGACCAUUGAAGAGCUUGCUGAGAAGCAAAGUAACUGUUUUGAUAUUGUGCUUGCAUCAGAAGUUUUGCAAUAUGUGGACAGUCCUGAUGUGUUUUUACACAACUGUUGCAAACUGAUCAAGCCUGGUGGCCAUUUGUUUGUCACAACAAUUAACCGUACCCUGCUUUCAACUAUAUUUGUCAAAUAUGCUGCUGAGAAUUUGCUACGCAUUGUUUCGCACAAUAGUUGGGAUGAAACCAAAUUUAUCACCACGGAUGAACUCACAGACAUGCUCAGAAGAAAUAACAUGAACAGUUUGGUUUAUCGAGCGGGUGUGCUGAAAAAUUUUAAAAAUAGGGCGGAGAAAGGCGUAUCGGCGGUCGUGGCGGUUAUGCUGAAACAAGCUCCUGAUAGGAAAGACGGUGGUCUUCGAGUUACGAAUGAAUCUCACAUACCUUUGGUAGGUAUGUACAUGACACUUAAAAUCAACUUUAAACGUCGAUCUAUAUUAGCUGACUUAUUGAAACAAAAAAUUCUAAGUUACGUCGUUUGCUCACUUUUUUCUUACUGGUUUAUUUUUUCUAACAUUCUUACCAAAACGUCUUACAAAAACGUCUAA